Messenger RNA from Ostrinia nubilalis (European corn borer), 501 nucleotides. It is a transcript of the gene RpS17, whose product is annotated as small ribosomal subunit protein eS17. Gene Ontology annotation, molecular function: structural constituent of ribosome. Gene Ontology annotation, biological process: translation. The record is from RefSeq and is a predicted model, not a curated record. The transcript is spliced from 3 exons. Gene Ontology annotation, cellular component: ribosome. Bases 80 to 481 code for a protein of 133 amino acids. Lineage: Eukaryota; Metazoa; Arthropoda; Insecta; Lepidoptera; Crambidae.
AACAUUCAGUUAUUAUGUCAUCUUGACGUUUCUCACUUCUUUUUGUUAUCUGUCAAAAGACGAGAACAGUGUUUCAGCCAUGGGUCGUGUCAGGACUAAGACCGUCAAGAAAGCGGCUAAGAUCAUCAUCGAGAAAUAUUACACAAGGCUUACCCUUGAUUUUGAUACCAACAAAAGGAUAUGUGAGGAAAUCGCUAUCAUUCCUACCAAGCCUCUGCGCAACAAAAUUGCUGGAUUUACCACUCAUUUGAUGAGGCGUCUCCGACACUCCCAAGUCCGUGGAAUCUCCAUCAAGCUGCAGGAAGAGGAGCGUGAGAGGCGUGACAACUACGUCCCUGAAGUGUCUGCCCUAGAGCACGACAUUAUUGAGGUAGACCCCGACACCAAGGACAUGUUGAAGAUGCUGGACUUUAACAACAUCAACGGUCUGCAGUUGACGCAACCUGCCACACAGGGUGGAUAUGGUGGCAGGCGUAAUUAAUAAACUAAUUAAUUAAGCUA